Messenger RNA from Schistosoma curassoni, 5150 nucleotides. NCBI's taxonomy places the organism in Eukaryota, Metazoa, Platyhelminthes, Trematoda, Strigeidida, Schistosomatidae. The record is from the annotation of a GenBank genome assembly.
ACUCAGACGACCUUGCCAAAUAUGUGCUAGUUUUAAGGUUCCCUGACCAUGGGUCAAUAGGACGUCAACAUGUCCGCAACAAAUAUUAACAAUUUAAAUUUCAACUUACUACUUGAUGAGAUUGAAUCGGGUAGCAGUGGUUCGUUAGCAAAUGUUAUUCGCAAGCUACGAGAGAGUGAGUUGGCAGCUUUCAAAGCUCGCAUAGGAGGUCCAACAGGUGAACUACUAGCUAAUUUCAUAGCAUCUCUUGAUCUGCGCGCAUCCGAGCAUAAUGCAGAAAUAGAAAAGACCUGCAGCUAUCACUACCAAAGUUUCGUUGAUUCCACACGUGAAUUACUUGAAAUCCAGCAAAAUGCAGAAAAGCUUGAAAACGAUUUACAAGCACUAAAUGUGGAGCUGGAAGUUACAGUUAAUAAGUUUAGUGAAUCGUGUGACAAAUUAGCCGCCUGUAAACUCACUUUGGAUCAUGUUAAUCAAUGCAUUGAUGCAAUUCAAAUCAGUCUUCCGAUAUUAGAACAAUACUCUCGCAUUGAGCAAAGUAUUGCUGACGGAAGGUACUAUCAUGCCUUGAAAAAUCUUGAAGACCUAGAGCAUUCUCAACUGGAUCUAAUUCGCCCGUUCGCCUUUUCUGAAAUCAUCAUUCAUCGCAUACCGAAAACAAGGACGAGAAUCAAGAAUGCAAGUCUUGAUGAAUUAACUGAUUUUCUUGAAUACAUACGGAAAAAUUCAAUAGUUCUUGGUGCAUUUGCUAUGCGAGAAGCAGCACAAGUAUCUGGAAUAGAUAGUGAAGCACUUUGCGAUACCUUGGCAGUUAAUGGAUACAAAGAAGCACAGGAUGUAAGCAAAAAACCAAAUAACGAAUCACAACAACAAGUGAUGUUGAAAUCGUUAGUUCACAAAGCAUCCGUUAAUACGAAUACAGAUAGUUUAGAUAAUGAAUUAGAAAUGUUAACUCAAAUUGUUACAAAUAAAAAUCAUCCAUGGAUUACCAAUGAUGAUCAUGGUGAACCAGAAAUGACAAUAAAAACUCAAAUAAAUGUUAAUAAUGACGGUAAUUGUUGUAAUCGAACAUAUUCAAAAGUGGAGGAUUUAGUCGAUUUCGGACCAGUGUAUCGAUGUUUGCAUAUUCAUUCUGUAUUGAAUGAACGAGCGGAAUUUGAACGACAUUAUUGUACUCAACGACGAAAACAGUGUCAAUUAAUUUUGAGUUUAUCACCAAAUCAACAAGUCGAAAUGCGUAAUUAUGGUGAAUUUUUCAGUGGAAUUUGUGGAUUUUUUGUAGUUGAUGAUUUUAUUCGUCAUACAUUAUCUGGUUCAUCAGUAUUUUAUCAAACAUAUUUAGAUGAAUUAUGGGUACAUACAGUGAAUCGUUUAAUAGAUUUUGUGCAUGUUAAUGCAAAAUCAUGUGAUUCACCGAAUGAUUUAAUUAAAUUAAAAGAUUAUUUAAUUAUUUUUGAAAGAACUAUGCAAAAUUUAGGCUUCCCAAUAACUGGUCUAACUGAAACAAUUGGUAUUGUUCAGCGGUACUAUCAUAGACUAUUAGCUAGUCAAUGGAAGUCUAAGUUUGAAACAAUAAUUGCUGAAGAUAGCUAUGAAACAAUUAAAAUAUCAAAUUCGGAACAGUUAGCUGAAUUCCUUGAAAUGUAUCCACCAGGCGAUACAGUUGAGUUUUCUGAACUUCCAUUUCCUAAACAGUUGUGCUUUUCAUGGAUGGUACCUAAAAUUUAUCAAACUGUUCGUGAAUACAUUAAUUUGUGUUAUCGGUUUUGUGAAAAUAUGGAUUUAGCAUACACAGAACUAGAGGAUACAAUUAAUCGUGCUACAAAUUUCCUAUUCAGUCAAUGUUUAAAUACAGUUUUAACUUCGGGCGUUCGUUCAUCUUUACGUCAAUUACCUCGACUUACGCAAUUCUGUAUAAAUUUGGAUGAGUUAGAAACAGUUUGUGGGCAUUUGGAUAACUAUCUUCAAUACACCUUGCUAGAUGAGGCUUCAAGUAUAACCAGUGGUCGUCUAAAAGAUUUCGCAAUGAUUAGGGAUAAUCAACGUGAAGAUCCAGAUAUGACUACAUCAGUUACGUUAAACUCUGGAGCUAAUCCACCACGUAGCCGAUUACAAGGUGCAUCACUACUUAAAGAUAUACGUGUAUUGGUUGAAGAUCAAAUUUGUAAUCAUUUAAAGGAUAAUGUUGCGAAAUUCAUUAAUUUAAGUAACUAUGAUGAUACUGAUGAUAAUAAUAGUGGUCAAACUAACAAUAAUACCAAUAAAAAUGAUCAAUUAUUAAAUAAUUCUCAAACUGUUGAUGGACGUAAUGGUGUAAGUUAUAUAACUAAUACAAAAAUUAAACCAACUGAAAAUAUUGUACAUUUAACAUCGUGGUUAAAAUCAGUGUUCGAUUCAUUUUCAAACCUUCCGCCGAAAAUCGCGCAAACUGCUUGUAUAUCAGUCUGUAAACAUAUUGCUCGUUUAUUGUAUGAUGUUUUAUUUGGUUCUCAAGUGCGUUCUCUUUCUGAAACGGGUCUUCAACAAUUAAGUAUUGAUUUAUCUUUGUGUGAAUCAUUUGCACGUUCACAACCUGUUCCAGGCCUAGAUCGUACUACUCUUUGGUUGAUUUUUGCUGAUUUAAGACAGUUAUUGGAUUUAUAUCACAAAGAUGAUUGGACUUCAUACAUUGCAUUUCGUAAAAAUGUUACUGGUUAGUAGUUAUCUUUUUUAUGUGUUCUGUGAAGUUGCUUGAAAUGUACAUACUGUAUUAUUUCGUGCUUACUUAUUUUGUUUCUAAGGUUUGAAUGAGGCAUUACAGAUACAAAUGUUGGUCGAUAAACAAAAGUUAUAAUAGUAGCUUAACCCAGUGUUUUCAUACUGAUCUGUUGUCGACUGAUGUGGUAUUGAAGGUUAAUGAUACUUAAUGGAUUAUAUUACAUGUUCAAGCUCUUAAACACCGAUUUUGAAACUGCGUAGCUACUACAAAAAAACUCCCUUUAAAUUUGUUUCAGAAAAGUAUCUGUGUAUUUAGAUUGCAAAAUGAAUUAACACAGUUUUUUAAAAGGUCUACAACUUAUCAUGAUACUCAUUACAAUAAGAUAGAACCAGGAAAAUCACAACAGUUGGAACGUUUUUGUUCUUGUCUGUUCUUUGAAGAAGCGAGGUGUGCUCUGGAAUCAAAUAAUUGAAUAUAUUAUGCGGUACGAAAAUGAUCAAAAACUUCAUAACUGAAGAUGAAAUGACUGACUAACAUUGUUGACAUAUUCUUUCAUACGUAUUUCGUAAAUAAUUAAAUAUUAUAUAUACGUUAAUAUGAGAUCUAUUGGAAUAUCGCACGUUUUUAGUUAAGAAUUUUUCACUUCAACCAAGAAUAAAAGUGUUGAUUAUGUCAUUCCAAACUUGGUAGCUGGAUAGUACAAUACACUCUGUAAGUUGAAAGACUUCAGCUGAACGUACUCAUGACUUCAAACAGUAGCUAACUGAAGAUGUUAACAAGCAGCAUGAGCAUCAUUUAAUAUCAUUGAAUUUCAGCUCGGUCGCUAAAUGACGUCGUAUUCCAAAGAUCCUGUGCACUUCAUAGAUAUGCUCAAUUUCUUAACCAAUCUCAAACUAUCAUUAAAAGGCUCUUCACUGGCACUUACUUCUUAAUGGUUUCUCAGCCGUUGUCCGUUUAUGAAAAAAAGAUCUAUGUAGCUUUAUUACUUUCUUAAUGUCUUGAGUAGAAAAUAGAUAUGAUUUUACUGCUUUCUCGUUAGUGAUGACCCCGUUAUUAUUCACUGAAUACUGAUAAUGUUCGCUAGUGAUAACCUCAACUUGCAAACUAGUCACUUCUAUCACAAUGUCCAGUCCUAUGUUCAUGAUUUAUCUGCAAGAUACUUUGUAUCAGAUUUUUAAAAAUUAGUAGUAAUAAUCACGCACAUUUUUGUAAUUAAAUUUAUUUCUCAUGUGUCUAUCUUUUCUAAAGCAUGAGAUGCACACCAUCGGUGUAUAAAUAUAGCUUAAGUUUCGAGGGGGUAUAUAUAAUUUCUCAUUUUGGCGGGCCAACCAAAAACGUCCUCACUCAACUAGCCAUCUGGGCUCACGAAUAAGAAGCUUGUUUAUUGACAUCAUACAACCUAACAAUUACCCUUUAUGUAGCAAUUUUGUGUUUAUUCUCCACCACAUACCUUAACGUCCAUUGCCAGUCGACAUAGCACGUUAAAAAUGUGUUUGGUGUAGGCACAUUAGGAUGUGAAUAACAUCAAUCCUAAAAGCCAUUAACUGCCCAAACUUUCUGGUUAGGCCCCACAAAACUGUCAUGAAUUCUCUAACGGUUGGAGACGUUAAAAUUACGUAACCCAAAAUGUUUCACUAUAUGUAACAUUAUUAUUCCUUAAUCUUAUUUUAUCCUUUCUCAAGUUUAGAUUUUCAUUGCAGUCGAUAUAAUCUUUUCUUUGUUUCGCAUCAUUUUAAUUUUCUAUCUCGCUAUGUUGACAUGAAUUGCGGUAACUUGCCUCGAUAUAUAUUUCUACCAGGCCUUAUAUUGAUGAUAAUUGAAAGGCUAUAUAUUUUUCCCCAUGGCUCUUUUACAUAGUGUUUUGUCUCUCACUUAAAAUCGAUUGAUGAUAAACCAUUUUCUUAUUCUAGAUAAAGCUGUCAAAUAAUCUGAAAAUAAGUUUGCUGUAAUUUAAUUUAAUUCAAUGUGAUUGUAUUUACCGACAUGUUACUUACGUAUUUAUUCAUAAGAUCAUUGUAUUUAAAAAAUGACGAGGUUAUUCACAUGAUCAAAAUUCUAGUAAACUAAUGAAAUAAGAUUUAAACAAAUAAAUUCUACAAAAGAAAUACUAUGAUCAACAAGCUGAAAAUAUAACUGUGAAUAUUUAUUAGUUUGAAAUAGUAAUAUGUAAAUGGCAAUUAAGAAAACUACAAGUUUAUUCCAUGGUUUAAAGCAUGGUUCUAACAAAUUGUUACUGUAUCCACAACAUAGAUUUUGAAUUAUGGAUAAUUGAAACUUUCUCAACAUAAUGUAUAGUUUCAGGUAUACAUCUUUUGAUAUGUUUCACUUGAUUCUGUAAAUAAUAAGUCAUAGGCUGGAAUGUCUUAUGUCUAUUAUACAUUGUAGAAUACAUGAUAUUAUUUUGUAUACUCGUUUUUCACUUAAUGAACUGUAUCCCACUUUUCAUAUUCCG